Penicillium brevicompactum is the source of this 1071-nucleotide messenger RNA. RefSeq lists its product as uncharacterized. The coding region runs from base 1 to 1071 and encodes 356 amino acids. NCBI's taxonomy places the organism in Eukaryota, Fungi, Ascomycota, Eurotiomycetes, Eurotiales, Aspergillaceae. The transcript is spliced from 5 exons. The record is from RefSeq and is a predicted model, not a curated record.
AUGGUGGAGGUCCACAUGAAUGCACGCUCACCUGUGCUAAUAGUGUGGAGCCUAAUAAUGCUUGUCAUAGGCAUGAUAGCCGUCGCUCUUCGCAUUGCUUCCAUGCGAACUAGGCGCAGGGAAGCGAAGCUUCAUGACUACCUGGUCUUCACCUCAAUGCUAAUGCUAGCUGGAUACGUGAUAGAUAUGGUAGUUGGUGCGAUCAUUGCAGGUUAUGGUGGACACACGCUGAAAAUGAUGAUCAAACGCCCUAGCGAGUUGAAGAUGGCACUGAAGAUCUUCUGGUCGUCAGAAUGGAUCUGGGCAACAGCGACUGUUUGCUUUCGCCUCGCGAUCUUAUUGCUGUAUAUCGAGGUCUUUCCUGGAAACAAGAAGUUCGCACGAUGCGCCGCCGGUGUAGGAGGACUGGUGCUCCUUUACUGGGUAGCGACUGUGUUUACGCUUGCCCUCGGUUGUCGACCGGUUCAAUACAACUGGAAUCGCAAGAUCCCAGGCAGCUGUGGGGAUAUAAGGAAGAUACAGUUGGGGUCCGCAGGAUUCAACAUGGUGAUGGAUCUUCUGGUUGUGCUUCUUCCGCUGCCGGUCAUCUGGAGGCUGCAAAUGUCUAGUCGCAAGAAGAUUGGGGUAUCUGUAUCGUUUGCAAUCGGAAUCUUCACGGCGGCGAUCAAUCUGGCGCGCAUCGUCCAGACUAAAAUGUGUCCAUCGGAUGACCCGAUUUGGUGCGUGAGAGAUUCAUCUCUAUUGAUGAUGGCGGAGAUGACGGCCGGGAUCUGGGUAGCCUGUGUCCCGACACUGGCCCCAUUGGUAUUCCGUCGAAAGAAGAUUUUCACCCGCCAGCAUAACCUGCCGACAAUUGGCUCGGCCCGAAUGCGUCCGCGUCAGGCAAAGAAGCUCGAUUCGCUUCUUAUUACGUUAGAUCACAGCAAAGAUGAUACCGAGAGGACUGAUGAAUGGAACACCGAGUCUGUGACUAGGCCUGAUGCCAAAAGUCUCGACACCCGAGAGCUUUCGCAGGAGUUUGAGCCCAGUGCAGACAUGCAUUUGCAACCACCAGAAACCUCCAAUGUUUGA